This is a messenger RNA of Hibiscus syriacus, 886 nucleotides long. RefSeq lists its product as uncharacterized. Lineage: Eukaryota; Viridiplantae; Streptophyta; Magnoliopsida; Malvales; Malvaceae. The coding region runs from base 96 to 854 and encodes 252 amino acids. The transcript is spliced from 5 exons. The record is from RefSeq and is a predicted model, not a curated record.
AUUUUUUUUCUCUUCUUCUCUGCCAUUUUUCUUUCUUUUUAUUCCUUGCUUUAACAUUCCAUUUUCCUCUUUGGAAAACUCAACCAAGUUGGAGUAUGAGUGAAGAUGAGUGGGUCAAACAAGCUUUGACCGAUUCCACGUUGGCGGCAAAGGCCUUACUCAGCCUCUUCCGAUCGGAGUCUCCGCCACCGCGGUCAGCCAGCGCCACCUCCCAAGCUUUACAACUCGAGUGGAGCGUCCGUCAACGCAGGUCCAAGCAAUUUCUCAAGAAGAAAGCCGAACAGGCACGUGCCAGCCCCAACACACCACUUUGUUGGAGCGGUGGCGUGUCUGUUAGCGGAAGCGGUAGUGGUGACGGCUCCGAGGAGUCUAGCCGUCCUCCUUUGAAGCCUGUUGAAAACGCUAGAUCUAAGGUUGCGACGACAAAGGAGAUUACCCCUCCAAAGCGGUCUAGGAGGAAAAGGACGUUAGCUGAACUUAAAGAGGAGAUACGUUCACACUUGAAGGAAAACAAGACUUUAAAGAAUGAAUUGGAGAUUGCGAAGCUCAGAUUCGAGAACAUCAGAACCGAAAACGAAACGCUGAGCAGAAAGCUCGAAUCCGAGAAAGAGAGAGCCACGGAAGAAAGCUCUAAGAGAACGAAGUUCGAUUAUCACCCGGCACCGCAAACGGCUGUCGAACCAAACGAUGCAAUCUCCAAAGCACCCCCGCAAAGAGAAGUAACUUCUCGUACAAGCAUACUGCGUACACCUAAUGGAUGCUCUGAAGGACAAGAUACGGCAACGGCAAGUUGCAACGAAACAUCAUUUGGGCUGCCGGAUCUCAAUCUUCCGGUCGAGGUCGGUUUAGGUUGAAGUUUGUCGAGGGAAAAUAGGUGAGAAAAUUC